CCUCGCGGACUUAUACGUGUUUCACUUCCGUUGCCCAGUGUUUUUACGGAGUUGCACGUGUUGUCCACAUUGAAAAAGAAAGAAGGGAGAACUAGAGAAUAUAAAUUCAUUUAACCAUAUGAGCAAUUCAAAGUUAGCUCCUAUUUAUGAUGAAGCAUUCUCAUAAUCUCGUUAUGGCCAUUUUUGAACGAACGGCAAAAUACAUACGUGUUACCCUCGCAAGUACUCGGAAAUGACUGAUCUGUUGAAAGAUAAGUAUUUUCUUAAGCUAUUGUAGUGAUAGGCCUUAAAGGAUUUUUCACUGGUAAAAUUAACCCGAAGACAAGAGAAAUUGCUUCACAAGUUUAACUACAAGCCCAGACAGUACCGCUGUGAGCUAGAGAGUUCGUACCCCCCAUCCACGCACCACGCGACAUUCACACAUCCACCUGUCUGUGAGUAGAUUAGUGGCGCGCUAUGACGUCAAGUGGCGUGAUACUCGCCAGAGCUGUGGACAAAUGGCAGCCGAGCUAUGCAAAUUAAUCUCUUUCAGUGAUCCACGCUUGUACACGAAAGACUACACUUGAUUUAUCAAAAAUGGGAGCGGAUUCACUUCGCUAUCUGGUAGUCGUUUGGAUUAUUCUGUCAGCAAAGAGAGCGGUUUUAGGUCAGUUCCUAUCAAGACUAAACAUACUAAGACUUUUAGGCAGAUUUGUACUCCAACUCUUUCAAAUUUCGAGCGACGGGAGAGAACUAUCGUUCAUAAUGCGCUUGGCAGUUACACCUUUCAACUACUUUUGGUUUCGCUUCUUGACAGGAACUUCUAUCGAACUUUCAGUGAGUUCGAUUCGAGAAAGCUAUCAUCAACUAUCGAAAGAUUUAUCCAUUGUAUUGGAGUAAGAUUUUUGAGUAAACUUACAGUCGUGACGGCGUUUGUACAACGAACUGUACGAUGAAUAUUUCACGAUAGUGGGAAGGUUGAGUUUCACCGCUCCCCCAAACACGCCCUCCGGUUUUCAACAGUGAACUGAAUUCCCGUUCCAAUCGCUCUAAAGUUCGAUGUUAUUUUAGUUUAUGACGAAUUAGAUUAUCUUACUAGCCUAGACCUUGACUUUGGAUCAAAAAUUAGAAGAAAGUCCACAACAUUCUUUCUCGAUAACUGCUAAACGUGUACCUGCCGUACGUUGCUAGGUUUUAACUGUAGUUCAUCGAAGUUCAGAUGCAACAACCAGCGCUGUGUUCCCUUGGAUUGGCGAUGUGACGGAGCAAAUGAUUGUGGGGAUAAUUCAGAUGAAAGUGGUUGCCGUAAGUUUUAUCUCUUGUGUUUUUUAUUUGAGUUGAAACGAUACUUGAGUUGAGUAAACUGGUUAAUGUCUACAUCUGUCGCGUUCGGCGGAAAUACGAGGUUACUCUCAGUGAAGAAAACUGGUUUAGGAAUUUACUUUGCCUCAGUGAAUUAGAUUCAGUAAACUGAUAGGGAAAACUUUGGAUAAAGAAAAUCGCCACAAUCUAUUUUUUAACUCCAUCUAAUUCCCUGUGUGGAAAAGCAACGCAACUGAAAUUUGAAAUUCAAAAUCGUAUAUUAAGAUAGGAAUUUCUCGCCUUACGUAGCCAGUCGUACGAGUAUUGAACGUUCAUUUGAGCUUAAGAUGGGGUAGAAAACAUCUUGAAGUCGACCUGAAUGAGUUCCUGGCAGGAAUCUUUUGAUAAGAAAUAAAUAGCUGACGAAAUCCCGGGCGAAAUUGUAGUAUUCUCUCGGGAAAUUGAACUUCCGUCUUAGACCUGGUUUAAUCUUUCUCGUGGCGAUUUCGUUGAAAUCUGAUACGAUAUAACCAUAUUAUUGGCCAUAGUGCUUGUUAUUAGCCAUCUAAAGAACAUAAUUUUUGGAAAAUGGAGUGAUUUUCGCUAAAAAAAUUCGCUCGCUUAACUUUGAAGUUCUAACAGUACGCCGCCUUUGUUUGUGGGACGUUCGUGGGUGUGUGCCAAUAUGGCUGUCGUUGAUUGGUCAAGCUUAUGUUGGUUAAAUUUGCAUGGAACUACUGUGCGACAACAGGUUUCUUCGCUAUGACGCGUUCGCUGAUUUCGCUGUCUUUCUGUGUCUUUUCCUCGUAGUCCAAGCGAAAAACUCUAUUUAUAAUUUGACAAUCCUAUUUGGUUCGUCUCCAUGAUAACUCUCCUGAGCGAGGUAUUAAUCUUAUCCCACUUUUUACGAGUUUAAAUUCCAAACAUUGCUUUAUACUAAUUUGUUUGGGAAGACAAAACACCAAAUUAACGUACGCAAACGUCAGUUUACCAAUAUAACAGGUAAUCUUUCUAAGUCUUAAAGUUUUUGGAAAAUGUAAGCACUUUCGAUCUGGGUUUUCAGGUUUUUGUUUACAAAGUGUCAUUGUUGUUAAAAUAUUAUGAUCGUAGUCUCCUAGGGGAUUCUUUUUCAAAUAUGUUGCUAAGUGCAAAAAAAAUAAUUGAAUGCCUAAAGUAAUCCCUUGGAAUGUUCUUGUUGUUGAUGUUUAUAGAGUCAGUUUUUAAACAUUGAAGAUGAUGCUUCGUUAGAUCAUUUAGUAAAAUGAGCCAAAUGGUUACGAUACUUCUAAAACGCGCCACAGCGUCUCGCCUGUUUAAAGAGGGAAAUUAACAUACUGAACGCUAUUCAAACUUCCUUUGUUCUUGUGACAAACAAUGUUGUUGAUGGAGAAUAAAUUUUUGGUUUGGUGGGAAAUUCCUUUUUAGAGACUUCAGAAUGGAGUAAACUCGAGAGUCACCACUAUAUUUAUGGCAACAACUGGGGCAUAAACCUUUUAAGGUUGCUUUCUGCUCAAAAGGAAUUUGAAUGUCGCUUCUCAGCCCUUUCAUUUUGUUAAAGGAAGACAAAAUUGUCCUUUUCUCUUCAAGACAAUUGCUUUAAUUCAACAUAUUAAAAUCUAACUGCCCAAAGUCAUUUUAAUAUUGUUAUUAACAUACAACUAUAGAUAAUCUAGAACAGAUGGCCAGAGAGCUUUUUCACUUUUUACCAACAUGAGUGAACUUUUUCAAAACAAGACACAACUAGAAAAAUAAACCAUAUUUGUAAAUUCCAAUGAUAUGCAGUUUAAUGUUUUAGCUUGAACUGAAAGGAUCAGUUGGUUUCAAAAAUUGGUCUCAAUAUUGUAUUUUUGGAGGGGGAGUUGAGAAGCUUUUAAUUGGCUGUUCUCUAGUGCUUAACAUGCGGUUGGAAAUAAGUAUUCCUCAAAGACCCAGAAUUCUAACUUUAGAAUGUCUUCUAUGCAGAGGAAGUGAUGGUUAAGUCAUUUUGUCUUGUAUUUAUUAAUAAUCACUAUUUGUGGUUAUGAACCUAAAUAAUUAUAUAAGCCACCUCAUGUUGAGUGGGAGAAAAUUGUAUUGUUUAACCAUUGGACACUUUGAUAAUAUCUCAUUCUUUUGUCCAAAAGAAUUUAUUUUUUAAAUCAAGAAUUAUUGAAGUUCAAGGUGAUCCAGUUUUUUGUCCAAGACAAUGUUUUCAACCAUUUACAUAACUAGCUCAGUGCACCACCAAAAAAAUUAAGCUAAGUGGCUGACAUAUUCUUAUGGUGGAACAAAAGAAAACCCAAGUAGUUCAUAGAUUUAUCCAACUUAAUUAUGAGGCAUAGAAAGGCUCUGUUGUUGCAUAACUUAACUUCUGCUAAGUCAAUAUUGCAUAAUGUUUUCAUGGUUUCAACACCACAUUGUUUCUGUGACCAUGUCUGGAUGUCAGGAAUUAAUGACUUGAAAUUUUGAGGAAAUUUCACUGUGGAUGUUGCAGAUUUUAGCAUUAAAGUGUAAAAGCUGUUUGUUUUUUCGUGUAAUUGUUUGUUUUAAGGGGCAUAUAGGAGAGGUUGACCACAAGGGUAGGCUUUUGUUUUUUGCAAACAAUGAAUGUGUAAUUUUAGACUGAAGUAGAUAGUAAAGAUAAACAACAUGCAAAUAAUCUAUCCAUGCCAAUCUGUCACUCUCAACAAUCUAUCUUGUACUCAACAAACAAUUGAUGUGUACAUGUAUUUAUAUUAUCUGCAACCGGUCAUUGCACCAAAGACAUGAAAACAGAUAUCUUGUUUUUUUUAAGGGAUUUUUUAUCUAGGAACACAACACAUGACUCUGAUAUAAGGGAUUUAACCCAAAUAUCUAGAUCCAGAUUUAUGAGCUCUAAAAUCUCCAUUUAGCGAUGUGUUGUGGAAAUUCCAUUAACUUUAGUUUUUUAGCUACCUUAAUACUAAAACCAAAGUUGGAAAGAACGUGCAACUCUAUCUUGUUAUUUGAAAUUUAUGCUAGUUCAUUUCUAAAUCAAAAAUGCUCUCAAGCAAAAUUGAAACAGUCACAAUAUCAUGGAAAAUUAUCUGUUUUUUCUAGGGUUAAAAAAAAGAAAAUUCAAAGAGCUCUUAAGAAUCUAUUAUGCUCUGAUAUUUUCAAUAUUGUGAUAGUCUCCUUCAAUCCACAUUCCCAGCUUGGGAAUUUUAUAUCACAGGCUGUUUUGAUGGCCGUUUGAACUAAAGUCAUGUACUUUGAGUGAGUUAUCUAAUAGUGUUUGGCAUUUCAUUUAUAUAUCCAUUUUUUUGUAUUUUGCCUCUGGAAAAAAAAACUCUUUAUUUUACCUGAUCCCCAAAUAAUCUUUGAAAAGGUACAGUGAAAAAAAAGAAACAGCACCUAUCGUAGAUAUUUGAUGGUGCAAAUUAAAUAAACUGCUGCUCUCUUUUUGGCUUGUUUUUUCAAAGUUUUGUUUUUCCUUAUGGUAAGCACUGCUUAGAUACAAUUUUAUCAUCAAUUAACAUGCUGCGUUUAUUACACUUAACGUCUGCCCCCUUGAUAUGAUCCAUAGGAAAAAAACCUUAACUGAGACAUAACGUGCGUUUCAGGUGAUAUGUCUCCCUGGAAGUGUAUUAUUGAAAUCAUUCCCUUGAAAGUUGAGAGGAAAGGAUGGUGUUGUUUUUCAUCACAAGAAUAGUAAAUCCAAUUUGCAGAGUACGCCCCCACUAAAUUGCACUUUGAUAUCUGGAAUUCUUUCAGACUCCUCGCUGUUUUAGUGUUAUUGUGGAAUUUGGGUGAUAUUCUUUGAACUCAAAUUAUUUCUGAAGUCGACUCUCAUCAGAACGGAACUGAACUGGCCUUUUUAACUUUGUCUCCUUAAUACCGCCCAUUUCUUGAACUGUCAGCGAUCUUUUCCAACACAGCUGUAGAAGUUUAUCCUUAUUUUGGGUGUCUCUCUAUUCAUCAUUAAUUGGAUAUAUCUGAAAAUAAACACCUACGGCAAUUGAUCCUUCCGCCCUUUCGAGCUUAUGAUUUAAAGUCUUAUUUUCCAUGAUCCAAGCGGUAUUUCUAAAAUUCACUUUAAAACACGCAACUUUCUCUGCGUGUGCAAUCGUAACACGCGUGAGAUACGCCUUGUCGCGCGCGUCAUGAAUGGUGUGUUAAGUGCUGUAGGGUCUGCUUCAUUCGUCAAGGUAGCUACUUAACCAUUGACGUGCGUGCCUGCCCAGGGAGAUAAUUAAAGGGUGGAAAGUUGACGUCAAGUUUAGAUUUUGAUGCUAAUUAGAUCAACGAUUUUUAAUUUCUUGUUCGUCUGUGCUACGCAAUACGUCUGUAAGAUAUCAAUUUUUUUUGCAGGUCUACGCUUGUGCGACCCAAAAACUGAGUUCACCUGUGCGAAUGGUACCUGUAUACCCACUAGUUGGGUUUGUGAUGGUGCUAAAGAUUGCAAAGAUGGAAGUGAUGAAGCUACUGAUAGUGGACCUCGCUGUCGUAAGUAUUUCAAAUUCUCCUCACGCGUCUAUAUACAAUUUAUUGCAUUCGUUUGGGAGAAAUUCUCUCCGCAUCGUAUGACGAGGCAGUUCCCCUUCAGCGAUCAAUCCGUUACUAAAUUCUGCACAUAAUAUCAUUCCUUUGUUUUGAUCGCGCGAACUGACAUUGAAACCAUCUUAACAGCUUAGUCAGAACCCUGCAAAUAAUAGCGGUUUGAUAAAUUUAUCCUAGUUGAGAAAGCAGCAGUGUGAGAUUUUAGCGCAUGCGAUUGUAGAUUUCAAAGGUGAAGAACAUCUCACGACAUAUCUUAGGAAGUAUAUCUCGUGUGACAAGUUCUUGUGGUCACCUUGAUAAAGAGCGAUAGCCAAAGCCACUAUGUAGAAACAGCCUUCCUCAAAUCAAGAGAUGCGCAGUUAUCGACUGAUAGUUUUUUUCCAUAACAUACCCACUGCCCCUAUCCCUUUCUCAGAGUUAUAAGGGUAAGGAGCCUGUAACUUAACCGAGAUUACAUGGCGUCAGAACAAUCGAUUUUCUAGUUUCCUGAAAAUGCUGCUUUACUAGCUUUGUUUUUCUUUAAAUUUUGUUUUUAACGUCGGAUGAAAACACCUUUCGAUGCCAAAUCGUGCAGAAGAUCUGAUCAGGAUGACCGUUUUUUUUUUGUUUUUUUUUUAGCCACUGUUUCCCACACUUGUAGCUCUAGUGACUUUACAUGUGCCAAUGGAAUCUGUAUUGGAGCUGAACUGAAAUGUGACCAGGAAAAUGACUGUGGUGAUAACAGUGAUGAGCUGAAUUGCGGCUCUCGUAAGUGAAACUUGUUGUAACUAAGAGUGAACUGUUUUUGUUUGUUUUUUUUGUCGCACCUUGUUCGUCACUUGGUCAUUAACCUCCAACGUUGUCUAAUUAACAAAUAGAUUCCAAGUUGCCGUGCGUCUGUUCAGUAAUAGAUCACAGAUAACAAAAAAAGUGGCACACGAGGCGCAGCCGAGUGUGUCACUGAUGUUCUUACCACAUUUUGACGUCCUCUAUGAUCUAUUACCGAACAGACGCACGGCAACAUGGAAUCUAUUUGUUUUAUAUAAUAAAGAAUUUUAAAAAGUUGUAAUGAUGACGUCAUCUACACGUCUGUCCUCCAAUAGAUCAUAAGUGAGAACCAAUCAGAAUGCGUGCAUAACUGAGCUUAUUAUAUAAUUUCUUUUUGCAGUCAAGUGUAAAUCUACGGAGUUCCGCUGCGUCAAUGGUUUGCGAUGCGUGUCCAACGACUUCCUCUGCGAUAUGGAAGACGAUUGUGGUGAUCGGAGUGACGAACGCAAUUGCCGUAAGUUGUUUCCUUUACUUUGUGAUUUUUUUUUUAAGUGCUGUUCAAGUCUUUUAUUUGAAUGGGAAACCGGUCAUCAUUUAUCACCAGGGGGGGGGGUCGGAGGGGCUCUGUAAUAUCCUUAUGAACCCCCCCCCCCACCCCCAUUGGCAGUCAAUUGGUAGUCAGCGUUCUAACCAACUCCGUUGGCGACGACUGAAGCCCUUCCGUUCCCCCUGAAAACCAUGUGACCCUCCCCAAAACAAAAUCUUUCCUCCCCUCGUCUCAGGGGAUUAAUAAUGAGCAGUGCCUAACUAUAUCCUUUGGUUUGAGUACUACUGAAGCCUUCUUUUCGUCAUAUUAUAACAGAUAAGGCCUCUUGUGAUCCAUCUCAGUUUCGCUGUGUUGAGAGUGGACGAUGUAUCCGUGGUUUGUACCGAUGUGAUGGAAGGCAGGAAUGUGUGGAUGGCUCAGACGAACACAGUUGUAAUUCAUCAGGUAAGCUUUAUUUGAACUGUUUUUAAAAAGAGGUUUUCCUCGUAACAAAGACAAAUAGGACAUAAGCUGAGAUCAGCUCCAAAAACCCCUGUAUUCCGUUUGUAACGUAUUCUUUUUUACUUCAUUCCAUUAGUUAUAACCCGACCUACCCCUCCCCCACCCAAAUGCCGUAUAAAUGAAUGGCUGUGUAGCGACAGAAGUCAGUGCAUCCACAGGAAGUGGAUUUGUGACGGAACAGCUGAGUGUAGCGAUGGAAGUGAUGAAUCAAGCUGUGGUAAGAAAAAGAUAAAUCAAUGUUUAUGUUUUUUCAGGUUUCAAGGUUUUUGAUUUUACAGAGAAAAUUCUAACCCUUUGGUUGGUUUUGAUUUUAGGCAACAUCGGUUGCACGCCUCAGGAAUUCCAAUGUGACAAUCAACAGUGUAUUCCCUCCGUGCAGCGUUGUGAUGGAAACGAUGACUGUGGUGAUGAAAGUGACGAGAGGAAUUGUCGUAAGUAUCAAAACUGAUGGAACUCGACCAGUAUCAGUCUUGUGAUAUGAUUUGCUGCAUUCAAUGCAGUCGUGUCCCCUAAAAAUCUCUCGUAGUACUUGAGAAAUAUUGCACCGUUAUUUCGUUACCAUUUUAAAUCCAAGGAAACGCUUAUCGCAAGUCUCCACCUAGAUUGCUCUGCCUUUAGUUAAAAUUGGAGCAACGCCUAUCUUAAAAGUUAAGCUGCGCUUGAAUUUAUGAUCUCGUAAGCGUCACUUAAAUAAACUUUAAACUGAAAGGUCGUGAUGACCAUUAAAGCUUAUAAAGUCCCUUAAAUUCUUCUUUAUCGCCGCGAGCAAAUGGUUCCCGCGAAAUAUAAAUGCAUUGUUGGAAAGUAAACUAUCGCUUUUUCAUAAUUUAUUGAACAGUAAGAUAACCUCUUAAAAAUAAACUCUUUUAAAUAUUGCCUUAAACUCAUUUCGUGAUGACAUAGCAGUGAAUGCUUUUUCUUUCGAUCUGUUGACAGAAACCACUUGCCUUCUUUUCCAGUUUUUUCCAACUCGUAAAUAACGUUUGUGUCAUCUAUUCUCUUGUUUUUUCCCUUUUCUGGCCAUACCUUUUAAUUCCAACGCUUUUUACUGUUUCAUGUGCACGUACAUACUUCAACUUUACCUAACCUUAUAUGGACUAUUGUAUCCACUCACUACUAAUGCACUGCGAGCAUGCAAUGGCUGUGUAAGCUGGGUACUAUGCUGCCCACGUAGCUUAAAACGAAACCUCGCUGAACUUUGCUUUGAAUCUAGCUGGCUUUUUCGUUAGAAUCCUUACAAGGAUGUAGUUUUUUUCUUUUUAUGCUUAAAUGCUGUUGAUGAUUUGUACUAAUUACCUUAAUAACAACACUCAGACUUUAUGUUGUAUAUGACAUGACAUCACAUUCCAUCGCAUUGCGUCACAUUACGUCAUAUUAGAACACAUCGCAUCACAUCAACGAACAUCACAACAUUAAGAAUACUUACACUACUCAAAAUACAAUACUUAGGCUAGUAUCGAUGAAUACAAAAGUGCUAAGUACCUCCACGUCACAGUAUUUUGCAUGAGGUACCGGUGCACUUUUAUCUCCGCAGUCGCGUUGUGGUGUGAAUAAUGAUAGCGUAUUUACUUUGUGUUGACCCAUUGUCAUAGUCCACAAAUAACUGUUCUUUCUCUUUAUAAUACUUGUAUUAAUUGACCUGGGCAACUGUCUUCUAACUCCCAGCUUCUCCAACCCCGUCUGUAACUACUAGUACCCAACCUCCGACAACUACACAUGCGUCUCCGCGGCCAGGCCCUACAGUUGAUGUAACAGGUUACUCUAAUAGUAAGUACAAAAACUGGCUGAAAAAUGCGAUGCUGACUAAAAGCUUUGCGCUCAACACUAUCGCGGUAAAAUAAAGACCCAAUAAAUAAAAGAUAAGCUUACAAUCAAAGCUCUAACGAUUUGCUUUCUAGUAUACAGAAAAGUCCGUUUUUAACGAGAAGAAAUGACAAUUUAAGUGAAUUUUUUGGCAUUACGCUGUACAUCUAAAGCUUGCGCUUGUAACAUAAGGCCCUCUAAGUCUCAAUCCCGAUUCCUCUUGUAUAAACGUUUGUCUUGGUGAAGAAAGUACCAGACUGAAAAGGUAUUUUGUUGUCACUAUUCAUUUUGUACAGAAACCACUUCCGUGUGCAAAGCCAACGAAUUUCGUUGUGGCAGCAGCUUAAUUUGCAUUGAUGAUAGUAAAGUCUGUGACAGACAUCCCGACUGCCCCCAUGGAGAGGAUGAAAAUAACUGCGGUGAGUUUGAAAACUUGAUGCCUGUUUUACGCAAUAUUUGAUGGAGUGUCUCAAAUAAAUCCAGAAUUGCUUGCAUGUUGUAUCAUCACGUUCUGUGUCUUGUCUUUAAAACGAGUGCUUCUCCCUGAACCGAAAGUGUGUUCCGCUAGAGUCUAGUAAAACCAAAGCCAAUCUCAACAGCCAAUCAGCGGAGAGGAAAUUAACCACAAGAAGCCAAUGAGAACGCAGAGUGAAAGCAAGCAGAUUGCUUGAAGCGCGGGAAAACGCGAGUGACCAAGUCGCGAUCGGUUUCAGUUUUGAAUCUGAUUGGUUAACAAAAGGCGCGAGUUUUUUUGGACCAAUCACGCAGCGGAUACCAAAAUAAUUCUGGAUUACAUAAGACACUCGCUUGAAAAUAACUCAAAGACAAAAAAACUAAAACGAAUAGUAACUUGGUCACCUAUACUUUAGGGUGUAUAGGGUUAAUAUUCUUAAUACUUUUUUAUUGUUCUUAGACAUAAAUGAGUGCAAGGAUCACAAUGGACAUUGCUUGCACUAUUGCCACAACACGAAGACUGGGUUCUACUGUUCGUGCAGACCUGGAUAUGAACUAGCGGACGACAAAAAGAGUUGCCAAGGUAAGACCUUGGAAACCAAAGAGGAAAACACCUGCGAGCCAAUUAGAUUUCUUACGUGACAAUAAUCGCUGAGUAUUUUAUAAGCCAAAAUGUAUCAGAGCUAGUAUUCAAUAGGUUGGAAUAUAAAGUUGAAUUUGGAAAGCAGUACUUGAGCAGUACUAGGCACUUUGUAUUGCUGCAUUCUCAGCUAAAAUCAGCGAAGAUUGGUAAGAGAGCAAGUCUUUAAAUGACUACUUUAACUACUACUUCUAAUUUUUUCACAAUUUUGACUUGGAAAUUUUAUUGUCUGUUACAGACAUAAAUGAGUGCAAUAUUCCGGGAAUGUGCAGCCAAAUCUGUUACAACUUGAAAGGAGGAUUUAAAUGUUCAUGUCUUGACAGUUAUCAAUUGGAUCCUGACGGCAGGAAAUGUCGCGCCACUCGAGGUACGUAAAAAAAGUUAUCUACCCGCGAGUUAGGUUUGAUAUCCUGGCGCUACGCUGCCAUUAGUUAACUCUGACGAAGCUGUAAUUGGAAAGCAACCGAAGGUCUCCGAAUUCUCGAAAUAUACGACGAGGUUUUCUUUGACAAGCCCUUUUACCCAAAAGCUGCUUAGCUAGUUUUCAAUUAGACAAGGCAGUUUGUCAAGGACAAGAUCAGUUGCCUUGAAGAUUGGGAAGGGUUUAGGAAAAACAGUACCCUAGCAAGUUUUGUUUCGUAAUUAGUUAAAGUAUACAGCGGAAAGGUCUGUCCUCGAUAGAUACAAUGAUUGAGGAAAACCCCCAAGCAUGAGAACAACAUUAAGGUAAUGAGAAUAAAAGAAAGGAUCACCUGCGAAAGGAGCUCUGGAUUGUUAAACAAAUUAGGUCUCAGACAUGGCUUGAUGCUACUCUGGUUUACAGAUUUAAUGAAUGUAACCGAAGAAGUUACAAUUCAUAGACCCAACGUUUUGACACUCGGCACCAGACAGGAGUGUCGAAACGUUGGGUCUAUGAAUUGUAACUUCUUCGGUUACAUUCAUUAAAUCUGUAAACCAGAGUAGCAUCGAACCAUGUCUGGUUGUCCACCUGGUUGCCAUGUGAACUUUAAUAUAUUUUAAAUUAGGUUCCUUGGUAGUACCAUAGGAAACGUUUAGAGAACAGUAUGGAGAAUAUGCAUUCUAAUGUUAAUGUGCAAGGGGUUAAUAUCGUAUGGUGUCUCUGUCAGGUCCUCGUCCAUCGUUGAUCUUCAGCAAUCGUAGGAAUAUUCGUCAGAUCAGGACAGACGGCUCCGAUUACAAAGAAGCAGUCGCUCAACUUACAAACGCCUUUUCUUUGGACUUCGAUUUUAAAACAAGCAUGAUUUAUUGGACAGAAAAGUCUCUGAGGAAAAUCCGGCGGGCUCGUAUUGAUAAGAAUCCUGCUCCCAAAAUCGUAGACGUCAUGCAAGAAGGAUUGGAAGAUUCAUCCCACAUCGCGGUGGACUGGGUCGGGAGGAAAAUCUACUGGGCCAAUGAAGGUGGUUCUAUUGAAGUAUCCGAGAUGGACGGUUCCUUCCGUCACACUUUGAUCAACGAAGGCAUCGAGAAACUUAGCGCUAUAGCUGUUGACCCCGUUGAAGGGUAAGAAAAAUCCACUAAUAUUUUCAAAUUGGAGUCCAAAGAAACCUAGAAUCAGUGCAAUGAAUAACCCCAGAGUUACACCUUUAAUGUUCGUCACACAAUCGUUAUCGCGUCUCUUGUGAAGAUAUGUUGCGUGACAACCAUACUAUUAUUGAGGAAACCUGUAAGCGUCGACCAGAACCAAACAAUUAAAGUGCAAGUCUUAAUCUUUGUGUUAAGUUUUUCGGUGGAAAUUCUUACAUUCUUCUAUCUUUGUCUUUCAGGGUUUUAUAUUGGACAGACUGGGGAGACCCGGCCAAAAUUGAACGAGCAAACAUGGACGGAAGCGAUCGAAAAAUCGUUAUAAGUGGAAACCAUAUUGAAUGGCCAGUCGACAUAGCUAUUGACUUCACCACUAAGAAAUUGUUCUGGAUUGACGCUAAACUCAAGGUUAUUAAGCAUUGUGAUAUGGAUGGUUCCAAUGUGCGUGAGGUGGUGAACCAGGGCAUUAAGGAUCCCUCUGCCAUCACAGUGUUUGAGGAUCACAUGUACUGGAUUGAUCAGAGAAAGAUCGUCAAAGCCAACAAGUUUACUGGGAAAAAUGUAACAGUUCUUUUGAAUCAAGCCGAAUCGCCCAAAGAUUUGCACAUAUACCAUCCACAGAGGCAACCACAUGGUAGGCAAAAAAAACUCUUACUUUUGGUCGCAGCUAAAACGCGUUAGUAUUAUUGGAGUUAAAACACGUACUUGAUUUUGCAACCAAAACGCGUUUAUCUGAAUCGCAGCUAAAUGCAUUAACGCAAUAAGAGGCUUGGAUGGUACUAAGGAAAGGUGGUGUCUCAUUGGCGGGCUCAGAGGCACCUUAGAGGCCCCCGUAGCCGCGUCCUGUGUAUCUCGUUUAACACCUACAAUGCGUUUAGCCUAUCCUUAGCGAUUAUGUAUUGAGGUUCUGCUGAUCUGUAGAAAGGUUUUAAUUGCAGUUAGAAAAUGCUUCUCUUGAUCUUUCUUUUCAGCUGUUACGCCUUGUUCAAAAGAUAACGGAAAUUGUUCGCAUCUUUGCCUUUUAUCGUCGGGUGCUAAGAAGUUUACUUGCAACUGUCCUAACGGCCUUUAUCUUCAAGCUGAUGGAAGGACGUGUAACUCGAGUAAGUUAGUGUUUUCGUUUAUUUUUUUGUUUGUUCACACGCUCUCUGAGCGGGUGAUAGGUAGUUGUAGAAGGAAUUUGACUUGUUACGCCUGGAACGGAUAAACACGAAACAAAAAAAAAGACCUGCUCAAGUGUUGAGAAGACGUGUUCUUAUGAUUUUUCAUUCACUUGUUUAUUAUUCAGCUAUGCCACCAACUACCAAACCAUCGCCAUCGCCAUCUUCAUCGUCAACUGUGUUAUCCCCCGCUAGUGUGAGUUACAGCACUGAAGAACCAGUUGUUAAACAACAAUCUGGGCACGACGACAGCAAACCUAACUACGGAAUUAUUUUGGGAGCUGUGUUUGGUGUUGUUGGGUUCAUUGCGAUCGUGUUUAUCAUCAUUCUGUUAAUUAUUGCAAGGAGAAAAAGAUCGCCGAAGCUAGAGUAAGUUUAAGUUUUCAUACCAGUAAAUUACCAGUCAGAUCAAUGUUUUUAUCGACCUUUUUAAUCCCAGCUGUUAUUUCGACUUUUGAGUGAACUGUACCAUAGUUAUGUCUUGGAAACACUAUCUAUAGUUAUCUCUCAAGGAAUUUAAAUCCCAGGGAUAUUAUUUCCUGGGAGGGGGGGACUUUUCCGUGUUACUGGGAGUCUCUUGGUUACAAUUAAACAGUCUUUAAGUGUUAUUUUCUACUUGUAGAAUUCAUUACACUGCUGAUCAAGAUGUGCCGGACGACAAAGCUAUAAUCGUAAAACCGGAUGGUGUUUAUACUAAACGGCCAGCAAUAUUCAAGGGAAAUUUGAACAGAAAUUUUCAUAAUGUCAACUAUAUGGAAGGACAAGGUAGCGUAGAAUAUGACGAGGAUGAUGACGACGAAACACGCCCUGUGGUAUUAAAAGAAGAUAUAGUUUGAUAUUAACCUACAGUGCGUUAUGUAUCUGCUGUGUUCCAGACAUUCAGACCUAUGAGAGCACUAAAAGAGGAGUUACCGUUCUUGCUACUUUCCUGGUCUCUAACCCAUCCCCUUUGAGUCAAUGGGGAGGGGAGGGGGAGCAGGACACCACAGGAUUGAGCUCUAGGAUAAUGGAUCAUUCGACUCUGCCCUGCAAGGGUUAGCAGGUUGUGUUGCUUCUCUCGAUCUUAAAAAUUUUGCUCUCAAAACUGUCAAAUGAAGUAAGGUGGGUUUAAUAUCCUUUAAGGGAUAAUGUUUAAAUUCAACAAAUCAAUCAGUAUUAAGCAAGGUCUGACUGUAUUUUUGUAACAUAAACCUCUAAACUGAUAAUGUGAGAAAAACAAAACAAAAUCUAAUUUAUUAUAUAAUAUAAUUUAUUCGCGUUAUGUAGAGGUUUAAGAUAUGUUCCUUCUCAGCCUUGAUCUUUGCCUAGUUAAAAAAAAAAAAGUGGCAGAAAUUUUAUUGGUCAGCUCAGAUGAAUUUUGUUUCUUUGAAUCAAACUUUUUCCAGAUUUGUCAGCUGUCUUCUCUCCCCACUCCCCCAUGGGGCGACCCUCGGGGUUUGAGCGAGGAGAAGGCUUACACUUCAGACCACAAAAUAACACGUUGGACAGGAAUUCGUCCCUCUUCGAAAUCCUGUUCAACAGGUUUGGGCAUCAGCUGGCUGUAUGUUCGAAUGGAAAGAUAGUCUAUGACUUGCAGUCAAAUUAAUAAUUAAUAAUUAUAAUAAUGGUUUGGACCAUAGUGUGAAGCUCUAGUUAAUUUGUAUUGAAAACGAUGGUUUACUUUUUUACUUAAAAAAAAUGUGUGUAUAGUUUUGGCAGUAUAAAAACUGUAC
Molecule: messenger RNA, 14883 nt
Organism: Pocillopora meandrina
Lineage: Eukaryota; Metazoa; Cnidaria; Anthozoa; Scleractinia; Pocilloporidae
Source: the annotation of a GenBank genome assembly